UUGACGCGCGCCAUUCAAUACUGUCAAUUCCCGCGCUCGCCAGAAGGUUCUCUCAUGUCGCUGAUGAUCGGACAACGCAAACCGUGGAGCGAUGUUUCGCCGAGUUCCGAUUCUAGUCGUCUGCAGCUGAAGGGCGAAGAUUGGCCAAAACUCGGGACACCGGGAGCUAUCCUGGUGGCGGGAAAAGCUAGGAGGCCGCUGACGUAUUUGGAGAACGACAAGGCGGGAAACGGUGAGAGAAGAAGAGAGAGAAGAGGACAGAGAGAUGAGGUGGAGAGACGGGGUUGUUGUGUUGAGUUGCCGUCUGGGAGGACAGGCAGUGAAGACUUUGACAGCUUGAGAUCACCGAUUGGCUCUAAACAACCGAAAUGGAAACAGAAACGAUCUUGGCCGACUAAGCAGCGCACAAAACGCUCAACGAAGGGAAGAAAACCGUUGUUUGUCGAGCGAGAGCCAGACGUGCACGACACGUCAAUCGACAAAGAGUCAAUCGACGAUCUGACCGAGCAUCGGAUCGAAAAGAGACAGAAGCAGAUCGACUUCGGGAAGAACACGAUCGCGUACGACCGAUACAUCAAAGCCGUUCCAAAAGACGCAAGGACUAAGAUGGAUCCGUUAACUCCUGAUAAGAAAGCCGUGUGUAGCAAACGAGCGUUCGACGGACGAAUCAGACAGUGGAGGGUAAAGCUACACAACUGGGACCCACCGCGACUCAUUUCUGCAUGUAGCGAGGAGUCGAAGGAGGAUGGAAACGACGAGGACGAAGAGGAGGAGUUUGAUCCGGCGAGUAUGACGCUCACAGGCUGGGAGUCGUUGGACGACGGCAUAAGAAAACUCGGCGAAGAAGACAAAGAAAACGUCGAUUUUUCGGGAAGCAACUCGAUCAAAGACGAAGAUGACGAAAUGUCAGAAAUCGAUUGGGAAGUCAACAUUCCAAUGAGUGACUGGAGUCUCCUGAUGGGAGACGACGAUGACUGAUUUUAUUCGUGAACAGUUGAUUGAUAUUAACUUUCAUUACUAUCGUUAUCUUAGCAGAUCAUUAACUUUCGGAGUUUUUACUAUUACGUGUAUAGACGACUUGAACGUGUUGAAUUUCAGUCGAAUAUAUAUCUGCAAUGACA
This is a messenger RNA of Corticium candelabrum, 1121 nucleotides long. Its product is annotated as histone RNA hairpin-binding protein-like. Gene Ontology annotation, cellular component: cytoplasm; histone pre-mRNA 3'end processing complex. The coding region runs from base 55 to 978 and encodes 307 amino acids. The transcript is spliced from 6 exons. Gene Ontology annotation, biological process: mRNA transport; mRNA 3'-end processing by stem-loop binding and cleavage. Gene Ontology annotation, molecular function: mRNA binding; histone pre-mRNA stem-loop binding. The record is from RefSeq and is a predicted model, not a curated record. NCBI's taxonomy places the organism in Eukaryota, Metazoa, Porifera, Homoscleromorpha, Homosclerophorida, Plakinidae.